AUGGGUUCUUCUUCUAGAGCUGUUUUCUCGUGGGGUUGCUGGGUCUUUUCAUGGUGGUUUUGUUUGUCGUCUUUAGCAGAUGCAACAGAGCAUGUGAAGGUGAAAGUGCAAACAGUGACCUCCAUUGCUAAGACUGAUGAUAACUUCAUAUGUGCAACUUUAGACUGGUGGCCUCAAAAUAAAUGUGAUUACGGUCAGUGCCCAUGGGAAAAAGCUGGCAUCUUCAACUUGGAUUUGGACAACAAGAUUCUUCAAAAUGCCAUCAAAGCGUUUGGCCAUCUUCGAAUCAGGAUUGGAGGUUCUCUUGAAGAUCAAAUUGUGUAUCAGGUUGGAACUGCAGUAAAGAAAUGCCCAAGCUUGAAAAAGAUUGAUGAUGGCUUGUUUGGCUUCAGCAGAGGUUGCCUUACAAUGAAGAGAUGGGAUGAGCUUAAUGCUUUAUUCAACAGAACAGGGGUCUUGUUAACAUUUGGCUUGAAUGCUCUUCUUGGAAGGAGAAAAGCUAAAGAAGAUAAUGUCCUUUGGGUAGGAGAUUGGAAUCCUAAGAACGCCCGCGAUUUAAUGACCUACACAGCCAACAAAGGAUACAAGAUUGACUCCUAUGAACUUGGAAACGAACUUUCCGCAGGUGGGGUGUCUGCUAGAGUAGAGGCAGAUCAGUAUGGAAAAGACAUGAUUGUACUCAAAAACAUAGUGAAAGAGUUGUAUCCAAAUGAAACCACACGUCCACUUGUCUUGGGACCUGGUGGCUUUUAUGAUGAGAAAUGGUUCAGUACUUUCCUUCUAACAUCAGGACCAGGCGUCGUGGAUGCUGUAACUCAUCAUACAUACAACCUUGGUGCAGGUGUUGAUAAAGACUUGAUCAACAAGGUUCAGGAUCCAUUUUUCCUCGAUCAAGUAGCUCAGACAUACAAGGAUGCAGAAAUCAGUGUACGAUUGUUUGGACCCUGGGCAAAAACAUGGGUUGGAGAAGCAGGUGGAGCUUAUAACAGUGGAGGCAAAGAUGUCUCUCAUACCUUUGCAAAUGGAUUCUGGUAUUUGGAUCAAUUAGGAAUGACAUCAACUUUCAAUCACCAAGUUUUCUGCAGACAAGCCUUAAUUGGAGGAAAUUAUGCUCUUCUCAACACAACUUCUUUCAUCCCUAAUCCAGAUUAUUAUGGUGCUCUGUUGUGGCAUCGACUUAUGGGCAAAAAUGUUCUUGCUACCACUCAUGAUGGAUCUCCUUAUUUGCGAGCUUACUCUCAUUGCUCAAAAAAUAGUACUGGCAUUACUAUCCUCCUAAUCAACAUGUCGAAUUCCACUACUUUUCAUGUUUCAGUAGUGAAUGACCUCAAUCUGUACCCUCAAAGAAAAUUAAUGCAAAGCUACGGCACAACGGAACAAAGAGAAGAGUAUCAUCUAACUCCAGAAAAAGGCAACAUCCAAAGUGAUGUGUUGCUGUUGAAUGGCACUCCACUGGAGCUCACUGAAUCAUCUGAUAUCCCAGGUCUUUAUCCCCAGGUUGUUGACGCUUCUGAGCCGAUUAUUGUGGUGCCCGAUUCAGUAGUGUAUGCCAGAAUGAAAGGCUUUAAAGCCCCUGCUUGUGCAUAG
Oldenlandia corymbosa var. corymbosa is the source of this 1587-nucleotide messenger RNA. The record is from the annotation of a GenBank genome assembly. NCBI's taxonomy places the organism in Eukaryota, Viridiplantae, Streptophyta, Magnoliopsida, Gentianales, Rubiaceae.